Molecule: messenger RNA, 2242 nt
Organism: Pocillopora damicornis (cauliflower coral)
Lineage: Eukaryota; Metazoa; Cnidaria; Anthozoa; Scleractinia; Pocilloporidae
Product: QRFP-like peptide receptor
Biological process (GO): neuropeptide signaling pathway
Cellular component (GO): plasma membrane
Molecular function (GO): neuropeptide receptor activity
Source: RefSeq, a predicted model, not a curated record
UUUUUAAAAAAUUAUACUCUUUAUUCCAAGUUCCCCCUGGAUACCAGCCUUACGGCUAAUUGGGCCACCCAGGUAAAAUAAAGUACCCUAAAUAAAAAGAUAUGUGCCAUUUCCUAUGAACGCCGGAAGAUAUCAAGGCUGCUGGCCCUUAAAAGGCGUGAAAACGGCAGCUCUCUGUCAAUUUGUACUUAACUGUGGGAUUUAAUUAUCCAGUUUGCUGGGAUAUUAGAUCAUGAAAAGCAUUAAACCACAAGAAACCACCGUACCCGCAAACAUUGCUCCAGGCCUUGACACUACUACCCUUUGCAUGACAAAGCAAUCUGAUAGUAUUAAUUCUUUGUUCUCAGUCUAUUUUUAAAACGAAGGCUCAAAGCUGUUCAGUUCAGAUCAGUUAACAAUGUCUAUUAAUUGAUCGCUUCCAAGUUUGACAGAAAUUGAGAGCGCUAUGACGUAAUUUUGUGGUGUGCCCAAUCACUUGUGUUUCUUCAUGAGUGACGAACGGUGUAUUCAAAUCUGCGAAAUAGGUGCGUUGUUAUGUUGAUUGUGGUUGAAACUGUCUUUACAAUCAGACACAGACAAAGCAGCUGCUGAGUUUUACCUUCUUGAACGGAAGCUUUUGAAAGGCAUGGUUACUUCCCUGCUGGGGCUACAGCGGCUGAAUGAAAAAAUUCAGCUCAAUUUAUAACUGAAGACCCUGAUUGCGCAGCGUGGUGUCUUUGAGUCUUUCUAGAAAGUGAAAGCGUCCAACUGUGACCUGUUAACGGGAGAAACCUAUUUUAUCCCGGCCCUAAAGACAAAACAAACAGCUUGUCACGAUGAUUUCUUCAAACGCAAACAACAUAUCCGUGGUUUUGGACCAUGCUGGUUCGGACAGAAAUGAUACUUCUACGCCAACAAAAUGUGCCGCUUUCACUGUUGGACCCAUGGAAAUUUAUGUCACAAUACAUGUUCUCACUCUUUUAGUGUCCUUGGUGGGAAACAUUCUUAUCAUUGCUGCUUAUGUGAGAAUGAAGGAAAAUAUUUUGCUCCCUAUCGCCAACAUGGCUGCAUCUGAUCUGCUGACUGCACUCUUUCUAAUGCCUCGCCUUUUAACAAGAGAGUUCACUCGAUCCAACGUUUUCCUCGUUCGAGGAGGUACAGGUACAUUUCUGUGCAAGAUGUGUACUUUUCUAAGCGACGUAUCGUUGUCUGUGUCGACCCAGAGCGUAUUGCUUAUAGCCACUGAACGAUUCCUUGCUAUUGUUUAUCCACUUCUGUAUAAGAAGGUGUUCACGGUGAAAAGACGCUAUCUCUUCGUCGCUUUAACAUGGAUAGCUUCCAUGGCGAUUCAUUCGCCAUACUUUUACAUUUUCCGUCUGUCUGCCGAUAACACGUGUCAACCCAACUGGGAACCAGCUUUUGAUCAUGAGUCGACGCAGCCACGCUACCUGAUCUUUCUAUUCAUAACAGUUUUGUUUUUACCGCUGCUUUCUAUUUCUGUGCUUUAUGGUAUUAUCCAUGUUAAACUUCAGAGAGAUAAAUUGGCUUCGUCUCGAACUGAGAGAGGGGCUGUAAGACAUCAAGAACGCAGCAGGAAGUUACAAAGGAUGGGAAUAGCUACUAUCAUUGCGUUCUUACUUUGCUGGACGCUUUAUAUUGGAAUAAGUGUUUUCAAACUAUUUUCCCCAAAUGCUCAACAGAAUUGUAAUAUAGGUUUCAGGAUGGUUGAUCAUAUUUCUCGAGUUUUGGUAAGCUGCUAUCCUGCGGUAAAUGCGAGCAUUUGCUUCAUUUUCGUACAGGGCUUUACUCAGCAGCUUAUAGGUAUGUGUAGACGAAAACGCCAACCAUCAGUCACUACUGAAAUAGUACAAGAUUGGUCUGCGGAGAACAACUGCAGUCGCAUACGAUCUGAAUCAGCGCAAACAUUGAGCUCGUUACUGAUCACGAGAAACGGGAACAAUUGCUCACUCGUUGAUUCCCAUCUAGUCUAAGACCCAUCUUUUCUUUGUCUUAGACUAGUCUAGAAUUGAUUAAUAGAAAUGCCCAGUUGAAAACAAGCUAAUUUGCAUACUUAGAUGUGCGACUUUCUGAUGAAAUUUACAUUCUAAUUUCAUCAUGUUAUUGUUUUAAGCGAUCGAGUGCAAGUCUGGUAAACCGAUGUGUUUAUGAAGCACUUUUCCCUCGAGAUAGUUACUCGCAAAUGGUUAAGUAUGCAAUUUUUUAUCAACUUAAUGAGUUUUGGAAAUAAAAUAUUCACGAAAUG